CCAUAUACCCCAGAUUUCGUUUUGUUGUUUUGGAUCUGAUUUCAAAACAAAUCUUCAAUUAUGGGGAGUUUGGGAGCGCUUGUGAAACACCCGGAUGAUUUCUAUCCAUUGUUGAAGCUGAAAUUGGCUUCGAGGCAUGCCGCGAAAAAGAUCCCGUCGGAGCCUCACUUGGCCUUUUGUUUCUCCAUGCUUCACAAAGUCUCUCGUAGUUUCGCCUUCGUUAUUCAACAGCUCGACACCGAGCUUAGAAAAGCCAUCUGCAUAUUCUAUUUGGUUCUUCGAGCGCUGGAUACUGUUGAGGAUGACACUAGUGUAGCAACUGAUGUCAAAGUUCCUAUCCUCAAGGACUUUUAUCGUCAUAUAUACGAUCGCAACUGGCACUUUUCAUGUGGUACAAAGAACUACAAAGUUCUUAUGGACGAGUUUCAUCAUGUAUCUACUGCUUUUCUCGAACUCGAUAAAGGUUAUCAGGAGGCUAUCGAGGACAUUACGAAAAGAAUGGGUGCAGGGAUGGCAAAAUUCAUUUGCAAGGAGGUUGAAACGGUUGAUGACUACGAUGAAUAUUGUCACUAUGUAGCAGGACUUGUGGGAUUAGGUCUUUCCAAACUUUUCCAUGCCUGCGGCACAGAAGAUUUGGCUCCAGAUUCACUCUCCAAUUCAAUGGGUUUAUUUCUUCAGAAAACGAAUAUUAUCCGAGAUUAUCUUGAGGAUAUUAACGAGAUACCAAAGUCUCGAAUGUUUUGGCCUCGUGAGAUUUGGAGUAAAUAUGUCAACAAACUGGAGGACUUGAAAUACGAAGAAAACUCGGUCAAGGCAGUGCAGUGCUUGAAUGACAUGAUCACUAAUACUUUAAUCCAUGUGGAUGAUUGCAUGAAGUACAUGUCUGCUUUAUGUACUCCGUCAAUCUUUCGGUUUUGUGCUAUUCCUCAGGUCAUGGCUAUUGGAACACUAGCCUUGUGCUACAACAACAUUGAAGUUUUCAGAGGCGUAGUGAAAAUGAGGCGUGGCCUCAACCCCACGAUCCUAACGGCACUCCCUUCCACGUUUCUAGCCAACAAAACCAUGCCCAGAAAAGAGCAACGGACGCCGAAAAAAACUGAAAGCAGUUCCUGUUUUUUUCUAUUUAAAAGCAAUGCUCGAGUCAAGAAAAGGGGAGGAAGGAAUUGA
Hibiscus syriacus is the source of this 1167-nucleotide messenger RNA. RefSeq names its product squalene synthase 2-like. The transcript has a single exon. Gene Ontology annotation, biological process: lipid biosynthetic process; farnesyl diphosphate metabolic process. Gene Ontology annotation, cellular component: endoplasmic reticulum membrane. NCBI's taxonomy places the organism in Eukaryota, Viridiplantae, Streptophyta, Magnoliopsida, Malvales, Malvaceae. The record is from RefSeq and is a predicted model, not a curated record. Bases 61 to 1167 code for a protein of 368 amino acids. Gene Ontology annotation, molecular function: squalene synthase [NAD(P)H] activity.